AUGCACCGCUUUGGGGUCCUGGUCUGGGUCAAACGUGGCGUGCUGUUUGCGCGUGCGGCUCCUUCUCCGUGGUCUCUUUGUGUGCCUGAUCUGCGGUUCCCUCCGUGUGCCUCCGUCGCCGCACAUCCCGUGCGCACCUCAGCUCCAGGCGUUGCACAGGUUGACGUGCAUCGUGAACAUCUGCUGCUCGAGCACCUCGCUGGUAUCGACGUCGGCCUUUUCGAUGGGGUGGGAGUACGGGCUCGAGCGUUUGUGGGGGCGAGCCGAGUCGAUUUCUGCGGAGGCGCAGCCGCGUUCGUGCAGGCCGUGGCACCCUCGCGAGGAGCCACAAUUCCACGCAUCGCCUUGUCUAGAGAGAAGAUGGGCCUUGGAGGGGAUCUUUUGACAUGGGUGAUUGAGCGCAAGCGCGGGGCGCGCCAGUUCGCCGAUAAGGCUCGCGCAGGGGCGGAGCUGUGCCGAGCCAUUUGCAAGAUGUCCUGUUCCAUUUCAAACGGGGUCCAACCAUCGUGUCACAGUUUGCACGCCGAGGAGGGCAUGGAUGCCACCCGUUGA
This is a messenger RNA of Paraphaeosphaeria sporulosa, 552 nucleotides long. RefSeq lists its product as uncharacterized. Bases 1 to 552 code for a protein of 183 amino acids. The record is from RefSeq and is a predicted model, not a curated record. Lineage: Eukaryota; Fungi; Ascomycota; Dothideomycetes; Pleosporales; Didymosphaeriaceae. The transcript has 2 exons.